AUCUGGUUGUCAUGCAUCUCAUAUGGUUUCCUGUGUAUACACAGUGAGAUACCUGAAUUUAUUUUCUACAGAGACAUUUCACAGCAAGGGGAACCAAGGCAUUAUGGGUGCGUCUUCUUCUGGCUUGUUGGAUGAGGCCAAAAUCAGCCACAUUAAAGGAAUUAUUGACAGCACGUUCCAGGACUUCAGUGCAUUUUACCGUCAGCAAUACUCUUCUGCCUAUGCUGGACACUUACACCAGGAGGUGGAGCCUAAGAAGGAGGGGAGAGGCCUGUUGCUGACUCAAAGGCCUGAGUGUGCUCCAGAGGAGGUGAUCUACCAAGGUAAUGUGAAGUUCUCCUGCUGGGAUGAGCAGGGAAAGAAAUUCAGAGAGAGGUACGCCGUCCUGAGGAGAGACUACAAAGUCGAGAUACAUGAAAACAAGGAGUCUUUCAAUCGUGGAUGUGCCGCUAAGUUGGUCCUCCAGCCAACAGGGGGCAGUGCGCUGACCUCAGAAGAGGAGUCCAGAGCUCACCUGGAGAAAAUGUGUGCUGUUAUACUCAACGGGAAGGAGGAUUCUUCUCCGGUGGUGUCAUCUCCAGAUGUGAUUGCUGUGUAUCUGCACCUGCCCUACACAGGCUAUGCCUGCUUCCUCUUUCAGCAGGAAGAAGAACGAGAUCACUUCCUGUCUGCGCUCAAGACCUGCAUUAGACACCGUAACCUUGACCCCUGGUGUAAGUCCUCCUAUGAGAGCCAUGCAUACAUGCGAGCACUCCGACUCGACCGGCAGGACAAAGGAUGCUAUGAAUCCUGGGAUAUGCUGCUCGGAACAGAGGAGGAGGUUCUGGCCUCCCAGGUGAUGGAGGAAGUGUUGCCCUGGUUGCAGAGUCAGCUUCAGUCCAAAGUGAAGGGCAAGAAGGCAGAGAGGAUACGACAGUGGUUGGCUACAGUGCACGCAACCUACACGUUGGCACUUGAACAGCUGAUAUCAAGUAUGGAGGGUCUGAGGGAGGAGUGUCGUCAGACAGCAACAGCCAAUCAAGCGCUGAUCAGAUCCAACCUGGACCAGAUAGUGUCUUCUCUGUCCUUCCUGGAGCAAAAAGUCAGAGUGUGUAUACAUGAAGAAGCAGAGCAAGUGUACAGCGAAUCUGUGGCCCCCUACAUGUCCUCCAUCCUUGAAGUACUUACAGAGAACAUAAGUGAAGGGAUUCACGGAAUGCAACAGACACUGCACAGACAGAUGGACUCUGCCUUCACACACACAAAUGGAGGAACAGAGGACACUAAGAAGGCCUUGCUCUCUCUGCGCUCCAUCAGUCUGGAUCAGUGCUACAGGCAGGUGAAGAACCUCACACAGACGCUUGCUGACUUAAAACUGCGGUUUGGAUUGAUCAGCUCAGAGAGGCUGGUUCACUCUGCACAUCUGGAAAUGGAGCAGCUGCUGGACAGUGCUGUGUACACCUUAGAACUGUUCCUCCAAUCAUCGGCCAGACUGCAGCCUUCUGAAAUUCCUGUCAAGAUGGAGAGAGCUAAAGAAAGAGUGCUGAAGCAGCUGGACUACGACAGCAGAGUUAUCCAGAGGAGGCUCUAUCAGGAAGCUCUGCUGGAGAUCACUCUGCCUGCUCUCACCAGGAGGAUGGACAUCAAGUGGAAAACUGAGCUGCAGCAGUUUGAGCAGUACAUCUUCUCUGACUACAGCAGCUUUAUCCUGAUCCAUAAUGUCCACGAGGAUGUUCUGAGAAACAUCCUCAGCACGGAGAUAGAAACAGUGGUGCAGGAUGCUGCCAGUAAGAACAGCAACAAUGUGUUACUGGACAUGUCGGACCUGGCCAUCAGUCAGUACAGUCUGUUGGGACAGACGCCCGCUUGCUCCGCACUACACAGCCCAGCCAAAAACAACUCUCCAGAUGUUUCUUCAGAAGGGCCCAGUGGAGAUACAGAGUCUGCUUCUGUGGUGGAGGAGGAGGCUCAGACGACAGCUCACCCUCAGACUGACCCAGAACUUAAUGCUGCAGCUGAAUCUGAUCCCAGCUCCACUCGAGGUUCUGACCAGAGAUCAUUGCCUCUAUCUCCAGUGAUUGUUCUGAAACAACAGUUUAAUGAAUCUUCAACUGAGGAAGUUUCUUGCUCAGAGGAAACCCAUCAAGAUCCUCAACCUGGAACUGACACACAUUCGAUGCCGGAUUCGACCACAGCUGAUACUGGAACACCUGACCACUCUAUUAUCGCAGAAACCACUAAUCCCACCCCAGUCUCUCCUGAGUCCUCAGUGUCCUUGCUGCAGUCCACAGAUGUCCUUGCUGAAUGUGCUCAAAGCGAUCAAUCUGCAACACUUAACAGUUCUGCUUCCUCAGACCAAAUACCAGAGGAUGCUUCUGUCAUCCAGCCCUGCUGCCCUUCACCAUCAAAACGAUUUUCCACAGACAGUCCGACAAUUAUCAGCCUGGAGUCACUAAACAAGGCCAUCAGUUGCAACGCCAAUGAACCUUCUGUUACAAUGGUACCGCAGACUACUGACAGAGCAGUUUACCUGACAGGAGUCACCAAGGACAGCUGGGAGGCGGAGAGGGUAAAAGAGGAGGAACAAAACGAGGCAGAAGAAGAAGAGAAGACUGAAGGCGAUGAAGACAAAGGUAGCGAGCUUGAGAAAAUGAAUGAGGGGGAAGCAGAUGAGAGAGAAGAACACAUAGGAAAAGCAGUGCAGGUAAAGGAGGUGGAAGAGGAGCAGCUCCAAAACCUUCAGCCAAUGGAAAUGCAGCCAGAGAGUUCUGCCGAACCACCAUUGGACAGUGUGGCUAUUAUCAGAGAGCUUGUGACAGAGAUCACUGAAGUGGAGAUGGUUGUCAGUCCCUGUCCCAACAACAACGCACCCUGACCUGGACAAGUGUGGACCCUGACCGAUGGGACCACAGUUGAUAAAGAUGGACAUGCCUCCACUUCCACCUACUUUACAAAUAUGAAGCCAAAUUAUCCUGAAAUUUGGAGUCUGACGGUGGUGGGAAGCCAGCCCUCCUUAGCUCGACCAAUCACGAGUCAGUCUCACCUGUCAAUCACCUGUCCCACUCCAUUAUUGUGGCAUAAAAUUAUGAAGAAAAAAAAACGACCUAAUGAUAAGGACCAAAGCCAUCUUUGGAAAAAUAAAUUUACUUUUAAUUUGCUUUUACUUUGGUUAAACCCAUUCCAUCAAUAGUUUAUCACAUUGUCAACAUGAAAUAAAAAAAUGUGUACUUGUUUCUUUUUGGCUAACACUCAAAUGACUCAAACUAAUAAAGAUGCUGUCAGCAUCAUGUUCUUGAAGAUACUUUCUUUCAUUGUUUGGCAACACUGAUGUACGAUCACUAUCAUCGGAGUCUUAUUUGAUGAAUUUCAAUCAAUAUACAAUCUAAUUACAGCUAUGUUUUCAUGAGUGCCACCAGCUCUGAUGAAAAAUAUCUGGCUCUGUAGCAGCUAAAUGUUCCACUGUGCUGGUCCCUGAUUGUCUGGUCAGGCCAGUACUCUGGGUUUAUCAGAGCUAAAACCGAACCAAACAAUGUACUAUAUACAAUACUAUACUUGAAGCCAUGAAACCAAAACAGUUAACUGAAAGCUGCUACAAAGCUCCAUAGAGAUGAGCAGAAGAACAGAGUCAGUGAUAAUAAAGCAGCAGGUUCAUCACGGGUGGUGCAUUUUGGUUACAAAAGUAUUACUAUACUAUUUGACAUGAUAUUCUGACUUCACAGUGAUGAUAUUACGUCAUCAUUCCAUCUUAUGAUCAAAUUUCAUUUUAUCUAUCCAUAUUUGUGUGCAUAGUCCUCCAUGAUGCAGAGAUACCUGGAAAAUGUGACUUUUGAACUUUGCAUGAAGUGAUUUCCUGACCUAUAUCAGCACUGAAAGUUAAUCAGGAGAAACCCUUCCAAGUCAUAUUUUCCACACACACCUGCUAUGCAGCUAUGAUUUCACACAUUGAUAUACAUCAAUGCCUUUCCAGGACUUAAUCAUUCUAUCGGUGACUAAAUCUGAUUUGUUGUAUUUCAUCAAGGUAUAUCUAAAGUAAACCAAAUCAAAAUAUUUUUGAAGUGACUGACAGGGUAAAAGGUACAUACAAUGCAUUUGGUUCAACAUGUGAACAUACACACAUAUACUUGUUUACAAGAAAACUGAGCAAGGUACCCAUGAUAUCCGAAUGUAACAGUGAACACAGUGUGGUAUUAAAACAGUCAAAUAUCA
Molecule: messenger RNA, 4185 nt
Organism: Platichthys flesus (European flounder)
Lineage: Eukaryota; Metazoa; Chordata; Actinopteri; Pleuronectiformes; Pleuronectidae
Product: protein Niban 1-like
Exons: 14
Coding region: 23-2854 (943 amino acids)
Source: RefSeq, a predicted model, not a curated record